This is a messenger RNA of Exaiptasia diaphana, 1674 nucleotides long. RefSeq lists its product as uncharacterized. Gene Ontology annotation, cellular component: vacuole; membrane. Bases 2 to 1411 code for a protein of 469 amino acids. The record is from RefSeq and is a predicted model, not a curated record. NCBI's taxonomy places the organism in Eukaryota, Metazoa, Cnidaria, Anthozoa, Actiniaria, Aiptasiidae. Gene Ontology annotation, biological process: regulation of intracellular pH. The transcript has 2 exons.
CAUGAACAAAUGCCAUGGGGCUUUUUAUUUCUUCUCGAUUGGUUUAUGGAACUCAUUUUCAAGGCUGCUUGUGAAUUUGGUAGCGACUCAAGACAUUCUCGCAGGAACACUUAUUCCAUCGACUUCUUUAAUAAUACUUAGCAAAGUUCCUGAAUUAAUUAGUAAAGUGAGCAGUCCUUUCAUCGUCAGAAGAAUCCACCCUGGUUGGUCGAUGCUUCUUGGUACUGUUUUAUUAACAGCUGCAAAUAUCUUAAUAGUGGUUUACGACUUGAUUGAAGUGCGAUUGGCGGGAGUUGUGAUGUUUGGGAUCGCUUACGGACUAUUUUCCAUUUCUGUCGUGCAAAUUCUCUCAUGCUAUGAUGACAUUCAUGUAUUCACGAGUGCUUUUCAAUCUGGAAGCUAYGUUUCAUCGAUGUUGGCGACGUUAAUUUAUACAGGUAAGGCGUUCUUUGAGAUAAUUAARAAAAUUCACUCGAGCGAACAAUUCUACUUGAAUACAUUAUAUCUAAAAUAUAGAAUUGUCACUUUAGUUCUCACCACAUGGUCUUGUGCCGCCCCACGAACAGUCAUUGCAGCAUGUAUCCCAACAUGUCUUCUGCCAUAUGUAUUCUACUGCCUUCUUGAUAAAGAACCAUUGAAGAAGCAUAACUCACAAAUCAGGACAAGUAAAUCAAACCAUGGUGAAUACAAGAAAGUGCCUGAUGAUGAACGUAAUGAAAGGCAUGGAAUGGCUGGCGUUGAUGAUGACUCAGGCGGAGAAGUCAUGAAGCAAAGAUUCUGGUAUCAAGCGGAAACAAAGUUAACGUAUUUUAUAAAAGUAUAUCCAUAUAUAACUUCGUACAUGUUAACUUAUUUCAUUUCCACUUUAUCUUUAAAUUCUGUACUAACAACGAUCACCUUUCCUUCUGCACCUUUCAGAAUUCGAGACCAUUUUCUACUUUACGUGUUAUCAUCUUAUUUUGGUUGGUGCUUUGGUGGUUUGGCGUUAGUUUUCCUUUCUUUUCUGUUCCCCAAAAAGGUUGACAUUUUCAAAGUCCGACGGCUGUGGAUUAUAAUUUUKCUAGAGCUCGGAUUUUUGAUGUUUUUCCUCUGUUUAUCKUGGUAUCAUUUUAUACACAAGGUGUAUGYAGUGCUGGUCUCUUGCUUGAUUCAGGGCUUUCUCUUUGGAACCACAUCAGUUCAUAGUCUUGUAUGUGCUGCUGAUCUUUUCCAAGAWGUUUCUGAUAAAGGAACAGCUAUGGGGAUGGUGAAAGUUGGCAAUUCAGUCGGUCGUGUYAUUGGGGGCUUGAUGGGUCUGUUUGUGGAGGUUUAUCUCAGAAAUCACUGUAUCACUAGGUUGUUAUUGGGAAAAUUUUGUCUGACAAGAUUUGAAACUAGUUUAGCUUGGAAUAAAAAUAUUGUUUGCAAUUAAGACAUCCGAGGGAACAGUAGCAUUUAUUCAACGUUAUAUUUUGGGGGGAAUGUGUAGUAGCGGUCGGCUACAAAAUGUGAAUAGCGAUAUCCACUGGAAAAUCCAUGGAGUUGGGAAAUUAAAGKUUGAUCUCCUAAUAUGAUAGAAUUCAUUUAUGGYUUGCAUGAGCUUCCGUUAUGGGUUGGUGCGCUCCAAAAACGCGGUUAGUACACAAUUUUGUGUCUCGUCAGUCAGUUGAACGAGGUCAUAAUGCUCUAAUAGUU